Messenger RNA from Castor canadensis (American beaver), 602 nucleotides. RefSeq names its product PCNA clamp associated factor (gene Pclaf). Gene Ontology annotation, molecular function: chromatin binding. Gene Ontology annotation, biological process: translesion synthesis; regulation of cell cycle. Gene Ontology annotation, cellular component: nucleus. The record is from RefSeq and is a predicted model, not a curated record. NCBI's taxonomy places the organism in Eukaryota, Metazoa, Chordata, Mammalia, Rodentia, Castoridae.
CCAGUGAAACACUUUCCUGGGAAGUCAUUAGUUUCUCUGUCCCCUUGCGUUUGAACAUGGUGCGGACUAAAGCAGACAGUGUCCCGGCCACCUACAGAAAAGUGGUGGCCUCUCGAGCCCCCAGGAAGGUGCUUGGUUCCUCCACCUCUGUCAUUAAUUCUGCAUCUCUUUCAUCAAGGAAAGCUGAAAAUAAGUAUGCAGGAGGGAAUCCAGUUUGUGUUCGCCCAACUCCCAAGUGGCAAAAAGGAAUUGGAGAAUUCUUCAAGCAGUCCUCUAAAGAUUCUGAAAAAGAGAACCAGAUUCCUGAAGAGGCAGGAAGCAGUGGCUUAGGAAAAGCAAAGAGAAAAGCGUGUCCUUUGCAACCUGAUCACACAGAUGAUGAAAAAGAAUAGAACUUUCAUAUUCAACUUUGAAUAAUAUCUCGUUUACUCUGAUAUUCUAGGAUUUAAAUCUGCAUAGAUGUGUUUGUUCAAAUGGCUUUGUUAAAUAGGCAUUUAAUGUUUAAUAUGAGGCUAAAAUUUAGUUAUUCAAAAAUAAGCAGUUAUGAAAUUGGAGAAUUUGUAAAAUUAUGGUUACUUAGCUUAAUAUUCAAUAUAAUGCAU